CCUUUCAACUGAAAGUCAGUCUUUAAAGGAAAUUACAGACUUCGUUCGUGUUGUGUGUAAAAGCUCCAAUGGGGUGUUGGCACUCUUCUUUGAGCUCCAAAGACCCUACCUCCGACCACCGCCAUGUUCACACCCACAAACCUCCUCGUUUCUCUAACGGCACUACCGCCGCAGCUGCCGCCGUGUCUGACGGCGGCGUACCUGCCUUCUCUGAGUUUUCAUUAGCUGAGCUGAAAACAGCUACUAAUAACUUCAGCUCCGAAUUUAUAGUUUCUGAAAGCGGCGAAAAGGCGCCGAAUGUGGUUUAUAAAGGUCGUCUACAGAAUCGCCGGUGGAUCGCUGUUAAGAAAUUUACUAAAUUAGCCUGGCCUGAUCCUAAACAAUUCGCGGAUGAAGCUUGGGGUGUUGGGAAGUUGAGACAUAGAAGGGUCGCCAAUUUGAUAGGUUACUGCUGCGAUGGUGAUGAGAGACUGCUUGUAGCUGAAUAUAUGCCCAACGAUACACUUGCAAAACAUCUGUUUCACUGGGAAAAUCAAACGCUUGAAUGGGCCAUGCGUUUAAGAGUGGCUUUAUAUAUUGCUGAGGCAUUGAAUUAUUGUAGCAGUGAAGGUCGACCAUUAUACCAUGAUUUGAACGCAUAUAGGGUUCUCUUCGAUGAGAAUGGCGAUCCCUGUCUUUCUUGUUUUGGGCUGAUGAAAAAUAGCAGGGAUGGUAAAAGUUACAGUACAAACCUUGCUUAUACACCUCCUGAGUACUUAAGAAAUGGGAGAGUUACUCCAGAAAGUGUUGUUUUCAGUUUUGGGACAGUCCUCUUGGACCUCCUAAGUGGAAAGCAUAUCCCUCCUGGUCAU
Nicotiana tabacum (common tobacco) is the source of this 851-nucleotide messenger RNA. Lineage: Eukaryota; Viridiplantae; Streptophyta; Magnoliopsida; Solanales; Solanaceae. The record is from RefSeq and is a predicted model, not a curated record.